UGAGGGGGUGCGGCGGUGCCGGGGGCGAGCCGCAGGUCGGCCUGGGGGGCGGCUGCUUGGUAGAGCUCGUACCCUCCUUCCCAGGAGUCGUAUCCCUAGGGAAUAGCACCUCCUCUCUGCAGGACAGGCGGGGGCACAGGUGCGGAAAAGGUUGGAAGAGGCUGCUGGCAUUGCCCGGUCCCUGGCACGCGAGCUGGAAUCGAGCUGUACUGUGCCCCCUGAUCAAAGUGCGUCCCGGGGCGGUGGAGGCAUUCCUGAGGAGAGGAGCGGAGCCCACCGCAGCCCCGGACCAGCCUGUAGGACUGUGCCCUCUGCGCUGCCUCUCUGGGUUCUCUCCUGGGCUGCUCUGCCUGCGGCUUCCGAGUCUGGCCUUCAAACAACCUUUUCUUUUGUAGAAAUCCAGUGUGAAAUUGCUGCAAAAGCAGAGAUGAUUGUGCAAAGAGUAGUGCUGAAUUCACGGCCUGGUAAGAAUGGAGUGCCAGUGGCUGAAAACUUCCGACUGGAGCAAAGUACAAUAGCAGAUACAGUCCAAGCAGGACAAGUGCGUGUUAAAACUCUCUAUCUCUCAGUGGACCCCUACAUGCGCUGCCGAAUGAAUGAGGAGACAGGCUCGGAUUACCUGCAGCCCUGGCAGCUGUCUGAAGUUGCUGACGGUGGGGGCAUCGGGGUAGUGGAGGAGAGCCAGCACCAUAACCUCGCUAAAGGAGACUUUGUAACUUCCUUCACUUGGCCCUGGCAGACAGUGGCAAUUCUUGAUGGAGACUCGCUACAAAAGCUGGUGCCACAGCUUGUAAAUGGACGCCUUUCCUACUUUCUGGGUGCAGCUGGCAUCACGGGACUGACGGCCCUGUUGGGGAUCAGGGAGAAGGGACACGUGGCCGUGGGUGCAAAUCAGACCAUGGUGGUGAGUGGAGCAGCCGGUGCCUGCGGCUCUUUGGCCGGCCAGAUUGGCCGUCUGGAGGGCUGCACUAGAGUGGUGGGGAUUGCUGGCACAGAUGAAAAGUGCUCCAUUUUGGUCCAAGAAAUGGGGUUUGAUGCUGCUAUCAAUUACAAGAAGGGAGAUGUGGCAAAACAACUGCGUGAAUUCUGCCCAGGUGGUGUGGAUGUUUACUUUGACAAUGUUGGUGGUGACAUCAGUGAUACAGUUAUAAGUCAGAUGAAUCAGAACAGCCAUAUCAUCCUGUGUGGACAGAUCUCUCAGUAUAACAAAGAUGUGCCUUAUCCCCCUCCGCUGCCUCCUGACAUAGAAAAAAUACAGAAAGAAAGGAACAUCACAAGGGAAAGAUUCUUGGUGUUGAACUACAUGGACAAACAAGAAGCUAGUGUAUUACAACUCUGCCAGUGGAUCCAAGAGGGUAAACUGAAGGUCAGAGAGACUGUGGUAGAAGGCUUAGCAAACAUUGGUGCUGCUUUCCAGUCCAUGAUGAAUGGAGGCAAUAUUGGAAAACAGAUCGUCUCAAUUUCGAAGUGAAAGUAUUGGUUUGAGAAAAAUAAUUGCAUUCUGUUUCUAACAGUGGGCAAGUUUUUCUUAUACUAAUUUCCAUUUCUUAAAUAAACCAUUAAGUUGUUCUGUAUGUACUGAAAGCAGAGAUUUUGGGAUGCUAAUAAAUUAAAUUGAACUGGAAA
Molecule: messenger RNA, 1626 nt
Organism: Serinus canaria (Common canary)
Lineage: Eukaryota; Metazoa; Chordata; Aves; Passeriformes; Fringillidae
Gene: PTGR2
Product: prostaglandin reductase 2
Exons: 10
Coding region: 428-1471 (347 amino acids)
Biological process (GO): prostaglandin metabolic process
Molecular function (GO): 15-oxoprostaglandin 13-reductase [NAD(P)+] activity
Source: RefSeq, a predicted model, not a curated record